AUGGUGCUAAGAAAACCGUUGUUGCUGUUUCUGCAGCUUUUGGCUGCCCGCCAAAUAGCGGAUCAGAGUGCGCCACAGUGGGAUUACCGUGAUACAAAUAGAUGGAUCGCAGAUUAUCCAACUUGUGGUGGAUCGCAACAGUCGCCGAUCAAUUUGGAUCAUUAUACGUCUAUCGGAUCGCUCAAGCCGGCUUUGAAGUUCAGAAACUAUGCACAGCCGUUCGCUGGCCGACUGACGCUCGUCAAUAACGGUCACACAGCUGACAUAGCACUGCCGGAGACUGUACGUGGACCGCGACCAACUAUCACAGGCGGUCUGUUGGAUGGCGUCUACGAAGCGCAGUCGGUGCAUUUUCAUUGGGGUGCGCCAGGUGGUGCUAGGGGUUCGGAGCACACCGUAAAUGGUUACCGUUACGAUGUGGAAAUCCACAUUGUGCAUAAAAAUAUGAAAUAUGGCAACGCACAGGAAGCAAUGCAACAUCCAGACGGUUUGGCUGUGUUGGCCGUUAUGAUUAACAUUGUGGACAUUCCGCAAACUUAUUACCCAGGCCUGAAUAUAGUUUUCAAUUCAUUACCCAGAGUGCGGGCGGCCAACACGAACACGACUAUCAUUAAUCAACUUAGCUUGAAUCACUUUCUGGGUGAUGUGGAUACCCGAAACUUUUUCGCCUACAGAGGCUCACUGACCACACCGCCCUGUUCGGAAGCGGUUACCUGGCACGUUUUUCCCAGACCGCUUUUGAUAUCACGUGAAAUGAUCCAAAGAUUCUUCGAACUGAGACAGACCAAUGGUGCACCGUUAUGGAACAACUAUCGGCCAUUGCAAGCAUUGAAUAGGCGCCAGGUUUAUCGGCGUAAAGGCGGUAUUUAG
This is a messenger RNA of Bactrocera tryoni, 870 nucleotides long. Its product is annotated as carbonic anhydrase 2-like. Bases 1 to 870 code for a protein of 289 amino acids. Gene Ontology annotation, molecular function: carbonate dehydratase activity; zinc ion binding. The record is from RefSeq and is a predicted model, not a curated record. NCBI's taxonomy places the organism in Eukaryota, Metazoa, Arthropoda, Insecta, Diptera, Tephritidae. The transcript is spliced from 7 exons. Gene Ontology annotation, cellular component: cytoplasm.